Molecule: messenger RNA, 1026 nt
Organism: Penicillium malachiteum
Lineage: Eukaryota; Fungi; Ascomycota; Eurotiomycetes; Eurotiales; Aspergillaceae
Exons: 3
Coding region: 1-1026 (341 amino acids)
Source: RefSeq, a predicted model, not a curated record
AUGAAACUUCACAGUUCCAAGUCUUUCACGAUAAAUAUAGCGUCAUUCUGCGCUGAGAUGAUCCUGAAAGACUCCGAUACUGAAAGACUUCACAGCAAAGACGACAUUGUUGAGGAACUAAAGUCCGAUUAUAAGGUCGGCAGUGUAUACGAUUCUUACGCACAGAAAGGAGGCAGUGGGAUCAUUUUCUAUCUUUUCGUCUUGCCGUCGAAUUUAUACGAGAAACUUUUGAACAAAAGCGAAGAUGUGGUCACUGUUCUCUCCCAUUAUGAAUCAACUGGUUUCCAACAAGAGCAUUCCACGAAAUCUGCUGCCGCCAGCAUAAUGGACGUCAUCACCAACCGGUUCAAUUUGCAGGUAUCAAUUUUCAAAGCGGACUACAGCGUUCCUCGUCAACUCAUCACGCCUACGCGCGAACGUGGCUAUUGCACAGAAUUAGCGAACGAACCACCCUUGAAAAAGGCGAAGGCCCGCCAGCCCGAUAUAUCAAGGUCCACAAACCUACCACAACUUGGCGAAGAAGGCCCUGACAAUACGGUUGGCAGGAAUGUGUACUCCACAAAUGAGUUAAAUUCUGGAUGUUCAAAGACGCCCAGUACACAUCACGACAUGCUCCAUCAUUCCACCUAUCAGUUACCUCAGUCGUUUACGAUUGGCGCAGGAGUCUCUGUACCAUGCGCAGAAACAACCCUCGAGAACAUUCCACAGCAACUGGUUCAAGAGCAGCAAUCCUUACCUAUUAAUACAGACUCACACCCCUUUAAUGGGCAACAGACAGGAUCUUCUUUGAUUCGAAUGCAGCAUGAUCCGAUUCAAUUUCCUCUAGAUUCAAUGGGGUCUCCAAAUGCUACACAUGAAGAAACGCUUUCAUACUCCAUUCCUUCCUUCAAUGCAAUAUCUGAAAUCCCUUCAUUGCCGCACUCUGGCUUUCUGACCUCCCAAGAAGCGUCGCCGCUUCCCUCAACGUCACUGGGCUAUUGCAUACCGUCAUUUUCUCAGAUAACGGGAAUUCCCUCUCCUGAAUAA